This is a messenger RNA of Chiloscyllium plagiosum (whitespotted bambooshark), 4970 nucleotides long. It is a transcript of the gene bag1, whose product is annotated as BAG cochaperone 1. The record is from RefSeq and is a predicted model, not a curated record. Gene Ontology annotation, biological process: protein stabilization. Gene Ontology annotation, cellular component: nucleus; membrane; cytosol. Gene Ontology annotation, molecular function: adenyl-nucleotide exchange factor activity; protein-folding chaperone binding. Lineage: Eukaryota; Metazoa; Chordata; Chondrichthyes; Orectolobiformes; Hemiscylliidae.
UGGCGCUGUUUCCGGAUGUGUUCCGAUUGUGCCCCGCACAAUGAUGGCGCCCGGACCGAGUCUCCGCCACGUCUGCGUUACUAUUUCCGCUGCGGAGCGGAAGUUGAGCGGGAUCCUCUUGCAGGAGACAUGUCUGGGGAUACGGUGGGACUGACCCUGAUGCACGGUAGUUCAAAACACAAGAUUGAAAUUUCAGCGGUACAGGAAGGAUGUGAACCUACAUUACAAGACAUGGCAACUGUUAUUGCUCAAGUUACUGGAGUACCCCAGCAACUUCAGAAACUAAUUUUCAAAGGUAAAUCUCUCAAAGAAAUGGAACAGCCUUUGUCUGUUCUUGGUGUUAAAAAUGGCUGUAAAAUAAUGAUGAUCGGCAAAAAGAACAGUCCUGAAGAGGAAGCUGAAUUAAAGAAGUUAAAGGAGCUGGAAAAAUCCACAGACCAGCUCUCCCACAAACUGGAAGAAAUUAAUGCAGAGCUGACAGGCAUUCAGAAUGGGUUCCUUGCCCAAGAUCUUCAAUCAGCCGCAUUAAGCAAAUUAGAGAAGAAAGUGAAGAGCACAUCGGAACAGUGUAUGAAGUUUCUUGAACAGAUUGAUGCUAUGAGUUUGCCUGAUGACUUUAGUGACUGCAGACAUAAGAGAAAAAGUCUUGUAAAGAAUGUACAGAAUUACUUGGCUCAGUGUGAUGUCAUUGAAACAAAUAUCUCACAGCAACUAGAGAAGCUUCAAUCAAAGAAUCUCACUCUUGCUGACUGAUUUUACAGAAAAUAACAAAGGAGUAUGAUAGUCAUUUGUACCAAUCAUCUUCAGCAACAACCUAUUGAAAUGCCACUAAUGCUGAUGACACCAUCCCCUAAAAAGCUAACUGAAAGGUGAGCUGCAAUCAAAAUUACAGAUCAUUACAGACAGUGUAAUGAAAAGAAGUACACAUGGAGCAUUCUCUUCAAAGAAAGAACACAUUUAUAAAACCACUGAAUGAGAUCAACUGAAAACUAUCUAUAUAAUUUUGCUAUGGAAUACAAACCCAAUACUUUUAUUAGCCUAUUAAAUUUGGUAAUUAAAGUAGCGAUUCAAGCUGAUGUAAAUGAAUAGCAACACCAGUUGCAAAUGCUGGUGUAAGAAUGACACUCCAACAAUUUAAUUCUAAAUCAAGGAUGAAAUGCUCCAGCAUUGUUAAAGAGAGAAAACCCAUCUCCUGAACACCUAUAGACCUAAUCAAACUAUUGCCAUCCAGAUCAGUGCAUUUGAUAAGCAAAGGUUACUCAUAAACACUUGAGUUUUUAGUAGUUACAAAUGAAGGAGUUCCUAACAUUUAAACCUGCAUCCAUGUUCUACCAAGGCUGUAGUGUAAUUCUUGUUGCACCUCAGCACAAUGGCAUAAAUAGCCAAAUAAUGUGAUCAGCUGGAACAUUGUAUCUUGGAUUCAGAAAAUGACACACAGACCACCACAAUUGAUGGAAUACAUUAAGCUAAUAGAAGCUUGCUAUAUUUCUGUUUUUUUCCCAGUAAAACUCCUAUCAAUCAUUUAGGACAAGACCGUGUCAUUUUUUUCUCUGUUCUCUCCACUUGUACCCUGCUGCCAUUUUACAUACACUUCUACAGUGUUCUGCUAUACUCUGACUGUGAAAUAAAUAUUUCUCUGAAGGACAACAGCUUCAUUAAUUAAAUGUUCUCACCUUCGGAAUACCUCUUCGCGCUGAGAGGCAGGGAGCACAUAUCCUUCUUCAUCCAAUUUAAUCUCAACAUCUGAAAAAGUGCAGUGGUUUCAGGUUUUAUUCAGGGGAAAAACAUCUAAGCUUAAUUUUGUUUUAUAGAGUUGAUCAAUAUAUUACCAAAAGACAUUGUAAUGCAAUGGUUUAGAGUUGCAUAGCAUUUGGGUAUAUGUUGCCAAGCUCCCACACAAUUAUCAAAGGAGCUGAGGCUAAAAGCUGUCCCAAACAAGUUUUUUUGGGGGAGGGGCUAAUCUUGACAUUCUUAUAAUACUCUAAACUGUGUAAGUAUGGUUGCAGAAUAUGUUAAAAAAAAAAGAUAGGGAGAAAACGUCUAUCAGUUGAAAAGUCAAUAUUACACAUGUUAUAUAUUAAUAAUGAAAAAAAUUUAGUUCAUUGCAAAACAAAAUUCAGAAAAGAAAGAAAGCUGACCUUUGGGAUUCCUAUUUUAUUCUGAUAUGCACCCAAAAAUAUUCCUUUCUCACCACUUUAGUUUCAAAACUAAAUUAUUAUUCAAGAUGCCAUUUAGACAAAGACAGGGUAACAGACAUUUCUCAAAUAUUUUUGUAUGCUGUCUCCUUUAUAAUUGCUGGAUAUAUAGAAAAUCAUACUGCACAAACAUACCAUUAAUAGUCAAUGAUGUACAUCCAGAUCACAUUAAAAAUUAAUGAGUGCUUAUACCUAAUGUAUAGCCAUAUGGUGUCAGCAAACGGGAGGCAAAGUAAUUCCUUGCUCCGAGAAGAUCAAUCAGGGCAUUCUUAACUUUGUUGUAGAGAUGAUCAUCCACAAGGCUUUCCACUGAACGCCCUGGUGUAAUGAAAGAUUUCACUCGAUACUUUGAAGGAAGGCUGGGACCCUGUUGAGAAAAAUAUUUUUUUAUGUCAAAGGUGUGCCUGUUUCAUACAUUAAGUUUCGGGUUACAUAAACUGAGGACUAUCUAAUUCCCAGGACACAAUCGCUUUGUGUUAUCAAUUUGGAAAGAAAGGCGUAAAUUAUAAAUUAUCUACAUUCCAAAGUGCUUCACAGCCAAUUUGGUACUUGAUAUGGAUUUUCUGAAAUGUAGAUGGGAGUUACUUAUUGAAACCCAGCAGAAUCCCCAUUAUAUCAGCCCAUCAAGAUACUGCCUGUGAAUUUGAAGAUUCUGUUGGACAAUCCCCCUAUGUUUGGAAUCCAUGGAAGAUAUAAAUUUUAAUCACAAAAUUAAGAUGGUUCUGCUGAAGUUAAGUAAAUAGACAGGAAAAGUUAGGGCUAUUAAAUGUCUUGUUUAACUAAAGCCACAACUUACUUCAUACACUCAAAUAUACAUCUCCUAAAUCCAGUACCAUCCCAGACCAUGACCUGACACCCCCUAACUGCUCUGGACACCUUCUUCAGAUUCAAAAAUAGCUCCCCACCAAUUAAAUCAGCAAUCUCCCUCCCCCCUCACACCCAUACCGACAUACUGUAAACACUCAAUUACUAACCCUACCUACCGGGCACCCUAACUCCACACUUACCUUACAUACUCGCCCUUUGACAGCAGCCAUGAAAAAGUGUGUGGUGCUGGACCUUUAAGUUACAGAACUCGGCAACAGUCUUCUGUGAGAAAAGCAGGGUGGUUUGCCUUUCUCUGACUGUUUUAUGCUACAUGGGAUGUGUGAGAACAGAAAUUCAGCACAGCAUUUCUGAAGAAGACCUAACUGGCAUCUACUCUCUGAAAUCCUAAGCUUUUUCAUUUUGUAAAAUUAGGAGUGGAGUGACAAUAUGUUCGAGAUUACCACUCCUCAGAAAGUCUGGCCCACAGUCAUUGUUCUAACAAAGGAAAUGCAAUAACUAAUUUACACACAGCAAGGUCCCACAAAUAUUAACAAGUAAUAAAGACCUGAGUUUUCUGUUGUUUCAAGAUGCUUAAUGGUUAGAACAUAGGGGACAAUUUCCUUGCUUCUCUUUGAAACAAGGAGACACUGCCUGAAAUUUUUACAUCCACCUGAAAAGGCAGAUGGGACCUCGUGGAGUAUUCUGUGUAGUUCUGAUCAUAUUAUCUGAAAAGAACAUAGAGGCAUGGGAGGAGGUGCAGAAAACACUUGAAAGUAAUAUUUUAGAUGUGAGAUAACAGCUUGGGGAAAGGGUAAACAUUGAUUUUUUUUCUCUCCUGAAAAGUUACAGCUGAGGGACAACUUAAUAGUUUUUUUAAAAAAAUCAGGGUUUUCUAGAUUAGGUAUAGACACAAUGUUUUCACUUUUGAGGAAGAACUAAAACUAGAGACCAUCGAUACUAAAUAAAGUUACCAAAAAGUCAAAUGCGGAAUUCAAAAGAAACAUUGUUACCCAGAAAUUGUUGGGAAUAUAGAACUUGAUCCUCCAGGGAAGCAAAGAAUAUCGUUGCACUCAGAAUUGAGCUAACAAGUGGCAAGUACCAGGCAAUAACCAUCUCCAGUGAAGGAAUCUAACCAUUGCUCCUGAUGUUCAAUUGCAUGACCAUUCUUAAAUCCCCACUUUCACAGUUGACCUCCUGGCUUCUCAAUACUUGUCAACAAUCUAAAAGGCAUAAGUUAGGAGUAUGAUGGAACACUCUCCACUUGCCUGGAUGGUGCAUUUCCAACAACACUCAACAACCUUCACACCAUCCAGGAUAAAGCAGCCUGCUUAAUUGGCACCCUACCCACCAUCUUUAACAUUAACUCCUUUCACCAUUGACAAAGUGCACUACAGGUACUUGCAGGUUUCCUCCAAACCCAUACAAUCUCGACUUGGAAUGCUAUUCCUCACAAGCAGUAAUUGUUUAAUGCAACUGAGAAAGAUUUUAGAGGAGGCUAGCUGUUUCAUAAAAGCUGAUAUUGAGCUAGCAAUUAGAUGCUUAGGAGCACUGUUGGGACAAGAGAUUGAACUACAAAGACAUCAGUAAUCAUUUAGACAGUCCAAGUCCAAGAGAAGCUUUAAGGACAUUCUAAGGUUAGACUUUUGAAAGUCAAGAAUUGGAAUUCCUUGCAAAAGAGACAGAGUUUUAGUGGGAUUUAGUGAUCCACAGUUCACUAACAUCUGAGCUGGAUUUAUCUUAACUGCAUUGGCCAUUCAAAGUCUAGUCUGUGGGAUAUUUGAACACAAUUUGUCUGCUAACUCAAACUUACCUUAUGUUAAUCCUGAAUAAUAAAGUUUAAGUUGUAUAUACCGAUAUAUUGUUUAGAACCAUCAAUUUACCAGUUUAUUAUACUUAUUUAAUCAUUAUUGUUUGUGUUGGUUUUGGUUAAAUUAUAUAAUAAAGAUUUUAUUUGUCACAUCAAUUCAA